UAUAAAGCAGCGGGCUCCAGAGCCCGACCCAGUCUUUGGGGCAGAACCCGGGCCUGCCUGCUCCCUGCUCUCCUCCGCUGGUUACCACCAUGACCCCAGGCAUCCAACCCACCCUGGUCCUUGUACUGUUCCUGUUACUUACAGCUGUCCUCCACAGCACCUCUGGCACAACAAGUACAACUACAGCUGCAGACAGAACCAGCAGCAACAGAAGUACAGAGAAUGACAGCACAACAGCAAUGACCUCACAUGCUAUAGUUUCAUCUAGCACAACAAACCCACAUCUGAUCAUCACAGCAUCACAACUGAACGUCCCGACGGUCACGGCUCCAACUCCAGCCACCAAAGCAUCACAACUACACAACCUGGCAGUCACAGCUCCUCCCCAGCCUCUGGUCGCCUUAGCUUCACAACUGAACGUCCCGACGGUCACGGCUCCAACGCCAGCCACCACAGCAUCACAACUACACAACCUGGCAGUCACAGCUCCUCCCCAGCCUCUGGUCGCCUCAGCUUCACAACUGAACGUCCUGACGGGUCACGGCUCCAACUCCAGCCACCACAGCAUCACAACUACACAACCUGGCAGUCACAGCUCCUCCCCAGCCUCUGGUCGCCUCAGCUUCACAACUGAACGUCCCGACGGUCACGGCUCCAACGCCAGCCACCACAGCAUCACAACUACACAACCUGGCAGUCACAGCUCCUCCCCAGCCUCUGGUCGCCUUAGCUUCACAACUGAACGUCCCGACGGUCACGGCUCCAACUCCAGCCACCACAGCAUCACAACUACACAACCUGGCAGUCACAGCUCCUCCCCAGCCUCUGGUAGCCUUAGCGUCACAACUGAGCGUCCCGACGGUCACGGCUCCAACUCCAGCCAUCACAGCAUCACAACUACACAACCUGGCAGUCACAGCUCCUCCCCAGCCUCUGGUCGCCUUAGCUUCACAACUGAACGUCCCGACGGUCACGGCUCCAACUCCAGCCACCACAGCAUCACAACUACACAACCUGGCAGUCACAGCUCCUCCCCAGCCUCUGGUCGCCUCAGCUUCACAACUGAACGUCCCGACGGUCACGGCUCCAACUCCAGCCACCACAGCAUCACAACUACACAACCUGGCAGUCACAGCUCCUCCCCAGCCUCUGGUCGCCUUAGCUUCACAACUGAACGUCCCGACGGUCACGGCUCCAACUCCAGCCACCACAGCAUCACAACUACACAACCUGGCAGUCACAGCUCCUCCCCAGCCUCUGGUCGCCUUAGCUUCACAACUGAACGUCCCGACGGUCACGGCUCCAACGCCAGCCACCACAGCAUCACAACUACACAACCUGGCAGUCACAGCUCCUCCCCAGCCUCUGGUCGCCUCAGCUUCACAACUGAACGUCCUGACGGUCACGGCUCCAACUCCAGCCACCACAGCAUCACAACUACACAACCUGGCAGUCACAUCUCCUCCACAACCUCUAUACACUAUAGUCACACGUCAGUAGCCCCUGACUAUCACACCUCCCCUAUAACCCCUGGUCACCAUAGCAACACAUCUGCACCUCCUGACCAUCACACCUCCAGUGUACCCACUAGUCAUCAUGUCACCAUAGCUACAAAAAGUACCCAAAUCAUUACAGCAACAACUGGUAAUCAGAAGAAUAUUUCUUCAACCCUUCACCAGAAAGUCACAUCUGCCCCUGACAAUAAUCACAGCUCCAUAUCACAACCCAUUACGAUCAUCCAAAGUACCCCUUACCUCCCAGUUGUCAUUGAUGAGAGAGCCAUAUUUUUCCUCUCAUUCGUCAUCAGCAAUCUGCCGUUUAAUUCUUCUCUGGAAAAUCCCAGCUCCUUCUACUACCAAGAAUUGAAGAAUUCUAUCAGUGGUCUGUUGCGGCAGAUCUACAAAGACAAGGCAUUUGUGACUUUUCACCUGCUCCAAUUCAGAAAGGGCUCUGUGAUUACAGACUGUACUGUGGUCUUCCAAGCGGGCAGCAUCACAACCAGUCAAGUACAGAAACUGUUUGCUGAAAAUGUGAAGAAAAGUAAUCUCUACAACCUGACUAUUUCACCAUCAGAUAUAAUUGUCCGUGAGUGGAAUUCAGCCUCAUCUCCUGACUCUGGUGUGCCUGGCUAUGCCAUUGCUUUGCUUGUGAUAGUCUGUAUCCUGCUUGCUUUGGCGAUUUUCCACUUUGCUGUCCUGGGGCUAUCUUACUUCCGCCGGAAACACUGUGGACAGCUGGAUAUCUUCCCAUCCCAAGAUUCUUAUCAUCCCAUGAAUGAGUACCCCACUUAUCAUACCCAUGGGCAAUAUGUGCCCCCAGGCAGCACCAAGCGCAGUCCCUACGAAGAGAUCUCUCCUGGAAAUGGUGGCAACAACCUCUCUUACGUGAAUCCAGUGGCCACUUCUGCUAACCUGUAAAGGAAUAGUGCCAGCCUUGUGCCUAGGGCCAAGCAUUGCCGAGAGCACUUCCCCUGCUCUCCCUGGAAGGGAAAGUGAGAAGUCCUGGGUGGGAAGUGCCCUGAGGGGCCCUUCCUGGAAGGCGCAUUAGACCCCCCUCCCCCAUGCCCAUAAUCCAUCUCCAGAAGUUGUCAGAGAUUGCCUGCUGCUAUCCCACUGUCACGCCAGAUCCUGAGGGGAAGGAGCCUGGGUGGGUAGGGAUGGGGGAAGAGGAAUUGUAUGUGACUGAAUAAAACUGAUGACCCCCACACACA
Molecule: messenger RNA, 2710 nt
Organism: Sarcophilus harrisii (Tasmanian devil)
Lineage: Eukaryota; Metazoa; Chordata; Mammalia; Dasyuromorphia; Dasyuridae
Gene: MUC1
Product: mucin 1, cell surface associated
Cellular component (GO): apical plasma membrane
Source: RefSeq, a predicted model, not a curated record